AGGCCACGAGACUUUCCUGUCCACACGUUUUAUAGAGUUACCUUGACCCUUCCAGACGUCAAAGACUCAAAGAGUCAAGACACACCACACAAGGCAAGGAUAAAAGCUGUCAACAUCAUCAGCGUCCCUUGCUCCACACACACACAGCGUCCCUUGCUCUCAGCCAUGGCGAACCUCGCGCCGACCUGGGUCACCAAAGCGGGCCUCGGCGUCCUCACCCUCAACUCCGGCCUGGCCAUGUACCGCGCGAGGGGCGACCCGGCCUCCAUCCUCUUCGUCUCAGGUUCGUACGCCACCCUGCUCCUCCUCUUCCGCUGCCUCCGGGACUACGAGCGGGCGGCCCCCGGGUCCCCGGCGAGGGAGCGGGCGAGGCGCGCCGUGUGGCCGCUCACCACGCUGCUCACCUUGGCCUUCUCGUGGAAGGUGGCGGCGGUCAUGCCUUCCGCCGUCGCGGCCGCCGUCGUCUGGGCGCUCGCCGUCGCCACCACCGCCGGUGGCUUCUUUGCUCUGUUCGUUCCCGGAUGAAGCCAUGGAUUUCGCUCAGAUGCAUGCUUCAGGCCGGCCGGGUGCGUGUGUGUGUGCUACUUAUGCGUGUAUGGUAUGGACUGAGAAGGAGACUGCAGCAGGACCCUGUAUUUUUGUACUAACAGUAUGUGUAUAUAUAUUGUAGAUAUGUAUAAGUAUGCGCGAUGCUAGCUUUUUGUUCUACUGUAUGUAUUUGCUGGUCUUCUUCUGUAUAUAGUACCCUCUGUAAAAGUUUGCCUCGAUCAUCAGCCAUAUAUUGAGCGAGGAAGCUAGUUCAAAUUUGUACGGUGGAUUAUCGAAGGAUCACCGAAGCUCCUUGUAAAGAGAAAAGAUGAGGACUGACUAGCGAUUAGGCAGUUUGCUUGAUAAGAUAUAAAAGAUACUAUUUACUGAUAAACUUAAAUGAACAUGUUAGAUGUUUAGA
Messenger RNA from Sorghum bicolor (sorghum), 949 nucleotides. RefSeq lists its product as uncharacterized. The record is from RefSeq and is a predicted model, not a curated record. The transcript has a single exon. The coding region runs from base 166 to 525 and encodes 119 amino acids. Lineage: Eukaryota; Viridiplantae; Streptophyta; Magnoliopsida; Poales; Poaceae.